This is a messenger RNA of Glycine soja, 1648 nucleotides long. RefSeq lists its product as uncharacterized. The record is from RefSeq and is a predicted model, not a curated record. Lineage: Eukaryota; Viridiplantae; Streptophyta; Magnoliopsida; Fabales; Fabaceae. The transcript has 3 exons. Bases 328 to 1341 code for a protein of 337 amino acids.
UUGUCGUAGUUUAUUUUCAUCCACACCACAGAGUAAAACUACAACCUCAGGAGGAGAAUGUUCCUCUGAAUCCGAAGCCCGUGCUCUACCCAGCGACUUUGCCAGAAGGGGAUAUCUGGUGUAACUGAAGGUGUCCCAAUCUCAUUUUGGAGAACAGUACUAUUUGUGUGCCACUUUCUGGAUUGAUUAACCAUCUUAGGUAGCAGAGUCCACCAUUUCUUGAUUUUUGGAGGUUAACAGUGUUCAUAUUCAACACUUUGCUAUUUCUUAACUUCAAGUGCAAGAGAACAAAGAGCAUAAAAUCCUUUAGAGUGUCAGCAGUCAAGAAUGCAUACAGGAAUGGCUUCGUUAACUCAACAUGCCUCCACUUUCAGAAGGGUGCAUUCUAGAAGCCAAGGGCUAUUGAAGUCUGGAAAACUAUCCCAACUCCAACGAUCUGCCUUUCCUAGUAUUCACAUUAAUCAAUCCUGCAUAUGCUGCACGAAGUUAACUCCAUGGGAGUCAUCACCUGUCACAUAUGCUCCUACUGAUAAUCAAAGUGAUACUUUUUUGCCGCAAAAUGCCAAUAUAUUUGAAACUCUUGAAUCUAGUAAAACAGCUGAUUCAUCAAUAACAAAUGCUGAAGGGGUUGUAGAGACAGAAUCUCAGCCAGGCCUGCAGCUUCAGGUUUUCAAAUGGCCAUUGUGGCUUUUGGGCCCUUCCGUUCUCCUAGCAACUGGCAUGGUCCCAACAUUGUGGUUACCGAUAUCAUCAAUCUUUCUCGGCCCCAAUAUAGCCAGCCUACUUUCCUUAAUUGGACUUGAUUGCAUAUUUAACCUCGGUGCAACCCUUUUUCUCCUCAUGGCUGAUGCUUGUUCACGACCAAAGUCUCCAACACAAGACUGCAAAAGCAAGGCUCCCUUCAGUUACCAAUUCUGGAACAUUGUUGCAACUCUUACCGGUUUUGUUAUCCCACUGUUGAUGAUGUUUGGAUCUCAGAAGGGUUUUCUCCAACCUCAACUACCUUUCAUCCCAUUUGCAGUUCUACUUGGUCCAUAUCUUCUUCUUUUGUCUGUACAGUUUCUGACCGAGAUGUUGACUUGGCAUUGGCAAUCACCAGUCUGGCUUGUUACCCCUGUCAUUUACGAGUCCUACCGUGUCUUGCAGCUAAUGAGGGGAUUAAAGCUUGGGGUUGAGCUCAGUGCACCGGCAUGGGUGAUGCAUACAAUUAGGGGGCUGGUUUGCUGGUGGGUGCUAAUUCUUGGUCUGCAGUUGAUGAGGGUUGCUUGGUUUGCUGGCUUAGCUGCACGAGCUCGUAAGCAGCAAUUGUCUUCUGAUACUUCUAGUGUUAAUGGUGAUUAGUGAUUAAUACAUUGUAAAAAUAUUCUGAAAGAGACAGAUUAUAGAAUAAGUAGAUGUUUAUUUUAGUUAUGGAUGUUUUCCAUCCCAUCCAUAUACCAUAGUGAUAGUGGUACACAUCUAAUAGAUAUAUACACAAGUAAAUUGCAUACAAGACUUACUUUAUCACUGGGCUUUAUGCUGUAUCAAUGGUUUUGUCUGUGCUAUCUUCAAGUUGUGAACAAAGUGGUUUAUCUGUUUUUACCUCAACUUAUGAAGAUGGAAAAAUUAUAUAGUGGUUGGUUCCAAGUAAAAGUUUAUGGAUUUAUUA